AUGGGCGACCCUGAGUGCGCCUGGGUGCUGCAUGGAGUUGAGUGUGUGGCAAUCAGUGCAAACAUAUACCGACGCGAAUAUUUGACGCAAGAUAAAGAGAAGUGCAGCACCCAAGUGAUAGAAAAGCCUACAACCACACCGCAGCCAUUACUCCAACGUAAAAUGGAAUGUUUAUGCGAGUCACCCACACAAGUACCGUGCACCACUGAAGUGUUCCAGAGAGAAGUUGUCACCAGUACAGCUGAAUUCCUUAACCCUUGGGCCUGGUUUCUGUUUUGCAUAGGACUCGCCUCAGGAGCGUUGCUGAACCUCAUACUAACAAGGAGCAAGUGA
Molecule: messenger RNA, 333 nt
Organism: Ostertagia ostertagi
Lineage: Eukaryota; Metazoa; Nematoda; Chromadorea; Rhabditida; Trichostrongylidae
Source: the annotation of a GenBank genome assembly